UGUUAUAGCUGUUAUUCGCCAUAAACAAUACCCGAUCAUGACACCACCACCGGCAGCUUGGUGCGCGCAUCAGACACUCUCCGUGCACGCCAAACCCAUAUCCAGCCUCUCCUUCUCACCUGAUAAGGGUCUCCUAGCUUCCUCAUCCGCCGAUUCCUCAGUUAAAAUUUGGCGUUUGACGUCCACGAACGAGCUGGAGACGUCGCCCAAGGCCUCACUAUACGGACACGAGGCUGGAGUAUCUGAUGCCUGUUGGUCGCCAGACUCCCGGCAUUUGGCAUCGGCUUCAGACGACCGCACGGCGCGACUUUGGGAUGUGGAAACGGCCAAGACGCUAGCCACGCUAGGCGCCACCCACCGGAGCUUGGACGCUGCCCUCACCAUUCCAUUGUCAUUAUUGGAGGGGUCCUCUACGACCUUGGGGCUCGACGAAGACGGGAUUAGCUCUGGAGUUGUGGCGACGGAUCCACCCGUGGAGUCGCAUACAGGUUUUGUCAGCUGCGUGGCCUUCAACCCGCAGGGAUCGCUGGUAGCCACGGGCUCACAUGACGAGAACGUGAGGCUCUGGGAUGUCCGUAAUGGUAGGACAGUUGCUGACAUUGGCGCUCAUCAGGAGCCGGUGGUGAGCGUGCAGUUCCACCCGACGGACGGCUCGCUGCUGGUCACGGCCGGAUACGACGGCCUGGUGCGUGUAUGGGAUGUGGCUUCUCGUCAGUGUCUGCGCACAAUUAUUACGGAGCCGGCAGCGCCUGUGGGCAGUGCGAGGUUUUCCCCGAAUGGACGAUAUGUGCUCAGCUCGGCUCUCGAUGGCACGGUGCGUCUCUGGGACUACAUGCGCGAUAUCUGUGUACGCACGUACAGCGGCCAUGUUAAUCGCAAGUUCAGCAUGCAGUGCGCCUUCCUGGAGCAGCAAUGGAACAAGCAGCCAGUUGUGGCCUGUGGAUCGGAGGACAACCGUAUUUUCAUGUGGAAUGUGGGCUCACAGGACGUAACUUCUGUCUUGACCGGCCACGACCAUCCAGUACUUGCACUCGCAGCUCAUCCGACUCGCGCACUGAUGGUAUCGGGCUCCAAUCGAGACAUCAAGAUGUGGACUCCAAGUGUUGAAGCUGAUGGCGAUAGUAACAUGGAGAGCAAUGGCACAAAGGACCCAUCCAAGUGAAAAGAUUUGCCAAGAAUGUGUAAGGAGCUGUGCAGAUGACGUCGAGCAGCAUGGAGAAGCACAAUGAGUCUAUUUAUUACUUCGAUCCCAUGUCAUUCCAGCUUGAUGACCAUGAAGACUAUCCUUCAACAGAUACGGGAAUUAACUAGCGAUCUUUCCGGCGCACUGCCAUCUAUUGGGUCUUCUGCAUCUGCUGCAUCUUGCUAAGGUUCUUGAGGUAACUGAGCGUAAACUGGUUGUCAUCACAACUGCAAAAACAAACACAAAACUGUCAGUACUAAGCACACAAUUCUCAUCAAGGACGACAUCAGCGUACAUCUUGGCGAGGUCCUGCAGAUGGCGUGCAAUGCUCUUCUGCAGCGAACGCAGGGUCGGCAGACACGUAGCACUGCUCGACGGGUCAUCACGCAAAGUCUGGCCAUGAGUGUUAAGCACUGCAAGACUCCACUGAAGGUAGAACUCGAGAUGUGGACUACGCUCCAUCCGCUUGGCGAGCAGCUGUAGCAAUCGCUGCAGAUACAUAUCACCACGCAGAGUCUGUGCCACUAGCGGGAUGCUAGCGAUAGGAACACCCUCCACGCAUCGAGCAAUAAGCGGUUCCUCGUUCAGAUGCAGCGCCAUCACCAAGGCACGAGCGUAUUCGCGGCGUGCCAGGGUCUGUGUGAUGGUUUCGGGUGUGAUAUCCUCGUCCAAUUCAAACGGGUCGAAGGCCAGACUCUCAUCCAGCCCAUAGAUCAGCAAGCCUUCCGUGGUCGCAGCAGCCCAAGCACGCCCCGUCGGGGAGAACAGAACCGCCUUGGACAGCACCUCCAUAUUCUUGCGACGACUACCGGGAUCAACAGCACGUUUUGCACCUACCAGACUGUCACCAGCAUUGCGACCUGAAGCCUCCGAGUCAUCCAGAUGAGCAUCCAGUUCAGUCUUACUGAGACCGCUCUCAGUAACGUUCUUGUUGUUAAGCUUCUCCAAGAUGCCAUCAAGCGACAAAUUGUGUGAGAUCUGGAACUUCUUGAGCAAAAUCUGCGGCUCCACUGCGUAGAUACACACAAACUUGGAGCGUCCGCCGGCAAGCAGAAGCGAGCCGUCAGCCGAGUAGCAAACACUCGUGAAGUGCUUGGUCAACUGGUUGUUAGCAGCCGUGAUGCGAUCUCCUUCCUUACGACCACCAGCAAUGUCGCGCUUUCCGUCAAUCGUACCAACUUGCUCACCAUCCUUGACGUCCCAAAUGUUGAUCGCACCGUUGAGUGUAGUCGAAGCCAGUUGUUUACCAUCCGGACGGAAGGCAACAGCCAGUACGUCCGUGGGGUGGGCGAGGGGCUCGAUGAAGCUCUUCUUGCUAGCAAACAGAUUCCACAGACGCACCGUAUGGUCCCACGAUGCCGAUGCCAGAAUAGGCUCCGCAGAGGACGAAGGAGAAAAAGACAGCGAAGUUACGGGGCCUGUAUGGCCACUGAGGACGUCUGUAAGACGUCCAGUCUGCAAAGACCAAACGUACACGUUGAACGGGUCCAUGGAACCAGCACAGACAACCUGGCCACUCGGAUCCAGUGCUAGUGAGAGGAAUUGUGUGGGCUCUGGGGUGGUGAGGACGCGGAAGUUCUUGUACCGGUUCAGGUCGAACGCACGCACGGUACCAUCCAGCGACGCACUCAAAACGGCUUGGCCAGAGGGAGCGAACUGCACUGCUGUCACCGGGGCCGAGUGCUCUGUGAAGGUGACGUAGCAGAAGCCGCUGUUUGUGUCCCAAAGUUUGAGUUUGGCAUCGUCGGCUCCUGUGGCAAGCAAGCGUCCGUCUGGUGAGUAGCUCGCAGCGUUAAGGUCGAAGUAGUGGCCCUGUUGCUUGAGCACGUACGUCUCCGAUCGCCACUCCCAGACCAGCAGCUGACCUAGUUUACGCGACGCAAAGGCCAGCCACUCGCCUGUGGCGUUCACUGCUACCGUCUCCAACUCGUUCUGCGUGACACUUAACGUGUGGAUGUUCACAAAUGCAGGCAGUUCAUACAGACCAAAUGUGCCGUUGCCAAAACCAACCACGAGCAUGCCAGUGGACGAGUGGAAGGUACAACACAGCACCUUGGCGAAGUCCAUCUUGAGCACGUGCUUCUGGCAAGUGUACCAUUUAGUAGCACGGGCAAUUUCCGGGAUAGAUUCCUGCUCUUCGGACAGUUUACGCUUGCGCUUCUUGCUAGCACUUUCAUCCUCACUGUCGCUGUCGUCGCUGUCAUCGCUGCUGGCACCGUCACCUUCCUUGUCCUCCUUCUCAUCAUUCUCCUCCUCCCCCUCGCUCUCCUCUGAGGUCCGUUCCAGCAUCUCCACAUCUGGUAAUUUGUAUUUCCAUUCGAAAGCGCCACCAUCCCGUCCAACUGUGAAAAUUGAUCUGUCAUCUUCCGCGAAGAACGCGCCAACGACCACAUCGCGGUGACCCGAGAGCGUCAAUGGCUUGAAUCCUGGGUACGGGUCCACUGAGAACACACGCGCUGACAGAUCCUCAGCACCCGUGACGAAGAACUUGGCGUCGUGCGACCACGACACGCUCACCACAUCUGCGUAAUGUCCAGUAUACGUGCGGUGCAGCACAAACGGAGCAAAUUCCCGAACAAGACCAGGAGUGCGCCACAGCUGCACCUUGUUACCAAUUGCAACGGCAAUGUAGCGGUCGUCGGGACUGAAGUUUAAGGCCUUGACAGGCUGCUUAAAGUGAAAGCGGUACAGUACUGCACCACGCUUCAAGUUGACAAGCAAACAACGGCCGUCCUCGUCCACAGCCAGCAAUAGCCGCGAGUCAUGAGAGACAGCCACACGCUCCACAUUCUUGCGCGCUUCAAAGGCGAAAGUCCGUGAUGUAUUGCUGCAAUAAUCAACAAUUGUUGCGAAAGAUUAGUGGCCAAUAUAUCAGUUUGCCAAUGUAUCAA
Molecule: messenger RNA, 4074 nt
Organism: Phytophthora nicotianae INRA-310
Lineage: Eukaryota; Oomycota; Peronosporomycetes; Peronosporales; Peronosporaceae
Exons: 2
Coding region: 38-1162 (374 amino acids)
Molecular function (GO): protein binding
Source: RefSeq, a predicted model, not a curated record